This is a messenger RNA of Lepus europaeus (European hare), 1128 nucleotides long. RefSeq names its product serpin family B member 5 (gene SERPINB5). Bases 1 to 1128 code for a protein of 375 amino acids. The transcript has 6 exons. The record is from RefSeq and is a predicted model, not a curated record. NCBI's taxonomy places the organism in Eukaryota, Metazoa, Chordata, Mammalia, Lagomorpha, Leporidae. Gene Ontology annotation, molecular function: serine-type endopeptidase inhibitor activity. Gene Ontology annotation, biological process: negative regulation of endopeptidase activity.
AUGGAUGCUCUACGACUGGCAAAUUCAGCUUUUGCCGUUGACCUGUUCAAACAACUGUGUGAAAAGGAGCCUGCGGGCAAUGUCCUCUUCUCUCCAAUCUGUCUCUCUACCUCUCUGUCACUUGCUCAAGUAGGUGCCAAAGGUGACACAGCAAGUGAGAUUGGACAGGUCCUUCAUUUUGAAAAUGUCAAAGAUGUACCCUUUGGAUUUCAAACAGUCACAUCUGAUGUCAACAAACUUAGUUCUUUUUACUCAUUGAAACUGAUCAAGAAGCUCUAUGUGGACAAAUCUCUGAACCCUUCCACGGAGUUCAUUAGCUCUACAAAAAGACCUUAUGCAAAAGAAUUGGAAACCGUUGACUUCAAAGAUAAAUCGGAAGAAACCAAAGGCCAGAUCAAUGACUCAAUCAAGGAGCUCACAGACGGCCACUUUGAGAACAUUGUAGGUGACAACAAUAUAAAUGACCAGACCAAAAUCCUUGUGGUGAAUGCUGCCUACUUUGUCGGGAAGUGGAUGAAGAAAUUUCCUGAAUCAGAAACGAAAGAAUGCCCUUUCAGAGUCAACAAGACAGACACCAAACCAGUGCAGAUGAUGAAUAUGGAGGCUACCUUCUGUAUGGGCAACAUUGAUGACAUCAAUUGCAAGGUCAUAGAGCUUCCUUUUCAAAAUAAACAUCUCAGCAUGCUCAUCCUGCUGCCCAAGGACGUGGAGGACGAGUCGACAGGCUUGGAGAAGAUUGAGAAACAGCUCAAUUCAGAGACUCUGUUGCAGUGGACAAAUCCCAGCACCAUGGCUAACGCCAAAGUCAAACUCUCCAUUCCAAAAUUUAAGGUGGAAAAGAUGAUUGAUCCCAAAGCUAGCCUGGAAAAUCUAGGGCUGAAAACUAUCUUUGAUGAAAAUACCUCUGAUUUUUCUGGAAUGUCAGAGACCAAGGGAGUGGCCCUAUCACACGUUAUUCACAGAGUGUGCUUGGAAAUAAAUGAAGAUGGGGGAGAGUCCAUAGAGGUGCCUGGAUCACGGAUCCUGCAACACAAGGAUGAGUUCAAUGCUGACCACCCAUUUAUUUACAUCAUCAGGCACAACAAAACGCGAAACAUCAUUUUCUUUGGCAAGUUCUGUUCUCCUUAA